AUGGACACAUCUUCCAGAAAUGAUACAAUAUUCUCAUCUAAAACCCUAUUAUCUCCUCGAACUCUUGUACCUCCUGCAUCCAUAAUAACAACCAUCAAUAGUAGCAAUACUCCAAAAGAGCCCGAUCCUCUCGCCAAUUUCAAAGACACUCAAAUUAUCAAAGCAUCGGAACUUGACAAAUUCUUGAAAAUCAAGGAUAAUCCGCCUAAUAUUUUAAUUCUGGAUGUGAGACAACGAGUUCAAUUCAAUGAAGGUCAUAUAAAGACGAAGAAUAUUGUUUGUUUGGAACCGAUAAUAUUAGUUAAAGGAAAAUCUUCCAUAGAUUUGGAGCAACGCCUGAUUCUCUCACCAGAAAAUGAAAGAGCCUUAUUCGCCGCCCGAAACACUUUCGACCUAAUAGUAUAUCAUGACCAAAAUUCGGUAGACAACCCUGGAGUAACUUCCAAGCCUUCUGCGUCUCAAAAUCUUGAUAAUAACCCUAUGCGUGAUUUGGUAGAUGCUAUUUGGAUAACUGCAUUUGGGAAAUCGCUUAAACGUAUACCAGUGCUAUUAACCGGAGGGUUUGACGCUUGGAGGCGCAUGGUUGGCGAUGCUGGAAUUGAGAGAAUAGAAAAUAGAGGCGCAGGAGCCUUUUAUUCUGGCACUGAUAAUACCGCUACUAAUACAUCUGUAUCUCCUAAUGGUAUCGGUGUUGGUGGCUUCAGAGAACCGCUUCUUCAGAACGACAAGUCAAAAAGAAAUGGAAUAGUGAUUCCUGAUAAUCGCGAUUGGGAAACGCAUUAUACCGGCACGUUACAAAAACAGGCGGGAAAUUUGCCGCGACAAAAUGCUUUAUCUGGUCAGUUGGUCAAGACAAGUUACAUGGAUUUAUUUAUGCCAAACCUCCCUGAUAAUCAGCAAUCCAUGCAAUUACCGAAUUACAACACAUCUAAGAACACCUCGACUUAUUCCAAUUACAACAAUGAUCAAGCACUCCAUUUCAAAUAUGCCCGGACAAGAGGAUCCUCCACCCUACAAAGACGCCGAACUUUUAUAGACCAUCCCUUCACUAACUUUACUCGCGUAAACAAUCCCGACUAUAAAGCUCCUCCCCGACCACAAAAACCUCUACCACCCCCACCUCUACAUCAAACCAAUGAAUUCUCUUCACCACAGCAAAUGAUAUCAAUGCCACCAAAAAAUGCAGGAGAAACGGAUAUUGACCGUAGACCUUCAUUAAGAUCUGGUGGUUUUCAUCAACGGUUCCCGAAUUCCGAGAGCAGUUUUUCACAGCUGGGAUCAGGAAUUGGGACAACAGGGCUCAAAAAUCUAGGCAACACCUGUUUUAUGAAUUCCGUGAUUCAAUGCUUGAGUGGCACGAUUCCAUUCUCGAGAUAUUUUCUCAAUGGUAGUUACAAACAACACAUUAAUCUAAUCAAUCCCUUAGGCACUAAAGGUCAAUUGGCAGAGGCUUUUGCAAAACUUAUUCAUUACAUGUGGGGUGGACAAUUUACAUUUGUUUCGCCAGUAACUUUUAAAGAGGCCAUUGGACGCUUUGCACCACAAUUUUCUGGAUCAGAUCAACAAGAUUCGCAAGAGUUCCUAGCGUACCUGCUUGAUGGGCUACAUGAAGAUUUAAAUAUCAUUAAAUAUAAACCCCCAAUGCGGGAAUUGACGGAAAAAGAAGAGGAGGAAAGAGAACUUUUGCCUUCGCAAAAAGUUUCGGAAAUGGCAUGGGAUGAAUAUAUUCGUCGUAAUUGGUCUAUGGUUGUCAGUCUUUUCCAAGGUCAAUAUCGUAGUCGACUGAAAUGUCUGACUUGUGGUAGAACUUCAACAAAAUAUGAUACAUUUAUGUGUCUUCAACUGCCAAUUCCUGCGAAAAAUCACGACACAAUAAACCUUUACCAAUGCCUGAACGAAUUUGUCAAAGAGGAAAUACUCGACGGCAAGGAUGCAUGGCACUGUCCACGAUGUCGAGUUCCACGACGCUCCACUAAACAACUUAAGUUAUCUCGUCUGCCUAAUAUUCUUCUAGUACAAUUAAAACGAUUCUCGUACGAUGGUCCUUUUAGAGAUAAGCUCGAAGCUAUGGUGAAUUUCCCAUUACGAAGUUUCGAUUUGACAGAUUAUAUGCUCCCGCCGUUACCUCCGACUACAGAAAUUGGACUCAAGUUGCAGGCGGGUCUUCAAAAUACACCAUCGUCGCAACAAUCGUUGCAACCAUGUGGCCCACCUUAUAUAUACGAUCUUUAUGCGGUGUCUAAUCAUUAUGGAGGCGGGUUGAAUGGUGGUCAUUAUACUGCUUGUGUUCGUAAUGGAUAUCGUCAAGAAUGGCAUAAUUUUGAUGAUAGUCGUGUUUCGGUUUGUGACGAAAGUGAUGUCAUGACACGUGCUGCUUAUUGUUUAUUUUAUGUGCGGGCAAAUAUUCCUUAA
Molecule: messenger RNA, 2412 nt
Organism: Ambispora gerdemannii
Lineage: Eukaryota; Fungi; Glomeromycota; Glomeromycetes; Archaeosporales; Ambisporaceae
Source: the annotation of a GenBank genome assembly